Portunus trituberculatus (swimming crab) is the source of this 720-nucleotide messenger RNA. RefSeq names its product protein disulfide-isomerase A5-like. The transcript has 4 exons. Lineage: Eukaryota; Metazoa; Arthropoda; Malacostraca; Decapoda; Portunidae. Gene Ontology annotation, cellular component: endoplasmic reticulum. Bases 1 to 720 code for a protein of 239 amino acids. Gene Ontology annotation, biological process: protein folding. The record is from RefSeq and is a predicted model, not a curated record. Gene Ontology annotation, molecular function: protein disulfide isomerase activity.
AUGGUGAAUACACUGGAUCAGUGGGUGGAAGAAUCAACACGGUUCAGAGAAGAAAAACCAUCAUUGCUUGACCUAGUAUUCACAAAGAAGCCGGAGCCUCAUCCCAGCAUACAGUACCUUAGUCUGAUGGGAAGAAGUGCCCAUGUAACACUAAGGAACACAGGGAAAUAUCUUAAACUGGAUGAUGGACUACUUAACAGAAAGGGAAAUGAGGAUAGUGAUAAGAGACACCCAUCUAAUUGGAGCACAGUCACUAGUGGCAUACCACAGAGUUCAGUGAUGGCACCAAUUAUGUUCCAAGCACUUACAAAACUCUUGAAAAAAGAAAGAUCAUUUAUGAUGAUGUUUUAUGCCCCAUGGUGUGGAUUUUGUAAGCGUCUUAAGCCAGACUACUCGAUGGCUGCCACAGAACUCAAGGACACACACACCCUGGUGGCAAUGGAUGUCAACAAACCAGAGAACUCGGCUGCCAGGAUAAAAUACAAUAUUACUGGUUUUCCAACACUUAUGUACUUUGAAGACGGAGCACCCAAAUAUACUUACGAGGGGGAAAAUAACAAGGCUGGCAUUGUAGCUUUCAUGAAGAACCCUGGCAAGGCCCCAGAGAAACCCAAGGAAGAGGUGUGGUCAGACACCCCAAGUGAUGUGAUUCACCUUACAGAUGGCACCUUCCAUGAAUUUGUGAAGGUAUUUUCUCUUUCAGACUUUCUAUCUCUUUAG